This is a messenger RNA of Clonostachys byssicola, 582 nucleotides long. The record is from the annotation of a GenBank genome assembly. NCBI's taxonomy places the organism in Eukaryota, Fungi, Ascomycota, Sordariomycetes, Hypocreales, Bionectriaceae.
AUGGAUGUUGACAGUACCGGCCGUAUGAGUGCGCCUGGCUUCACGGUCAGCGCACAGCCAACUUCACAAACAUUUAUUACGCUUGUGACCACCACCAGCUCAAGUACGACGCAAUUCCUGAUUUCGAUGGCAUUUCAGACCGUCACGGUGUCUGCUACGGCCUCGCCAGACUCCCAGGAUAACAACACAGAUCGAGCAUGGAUUGCUGGCGCUGUAUUGGGCCCGGUUGUUUUUCUUUUAAUCCUCCUCACAGCAGGCUUCUUUAUCUGGCGACGGCGCCGACAAGCUGCCUUCAGAGCAUCUGCCCUCACCACACGAUCGAUUCCGGUAGAGAGGAAAUCGCAGUCACCUUCACCACCAAGGCACCCGUCUGAGUUACAUGAAGAUACCAUAAUACCACAGCCCCAAGAAUUGUAUGGCUCGCCGCCAGAAGCUUCAUACAUUGCCGAAAAGCGAGCACACCAAGUUCCGGCCCAAGAACUGCCCGCGAACGAAGUUGCGCCCGCAUUCCAGGAAGAUGAUACAUCGAAAGAAAUAUCUCGCACGGCUUGGCAAUCUCCGGACGAAAUCCGUGCUCGAUGA